GUAAAGUGGAAGAAAAAGUGAGAUUCAGAUAUUUCUGUUUCAGGUCUAUUUAUAUUGGUACUUCGUUGACAUACGCAUCGUCAUAGUCUCAUAUACCUUGUCUGUUCGUAAUUCAUGUUAACAAAUUUUUGGAUUAAAAUUUAUCAUUUUCAAGUACCUAAUCACCUAAAACACUUACCAUGAAAUCAUUUGUAUUCGCUGCUGUGCUCAGUUCAGCCCUGGUACUUGUGAUGGGACUUACGGAGCAGGAAGAAAUUCAUCAAAAAGUACAACAGAAAGAAGAAGAUGUUGCCAAAUAUUGUAAUACUCUUUUCCCAGUCAGUGAAGAUAUACGUGGAAAAGUAUCCAGAAUGGUCGUUAGAGGAGACCCCAUUCCAGAGGAUGUCCAUUCAAAAGAAUGGUGUAAUCUGAACUGUAAUCUGGAGAAACUUGGAUUCUUUGAUGCCAAAGGUACGCUGCAAGUUCGCAAAAUUUACAAUUUCUUGUUGGAAAAACUUCCUGAAUUCAGACCUAACCGGCAAUUCCUUUUGCUUGAAUUAUUCCAAGCUUACCGAAUGACCGAAGGUAUGAAGGAGAAAUGUCAAAAGGCUUUAGCAGUUUAUUAUCUAUUUUCUGAAGCAGUAAUGAUUUGUACUUUGGAUGCUGAUUUCCACGCAGAUUCCAACGCCAUAGAUACGGUUCUGAACGACGUUUUGUCUGGCAAAGGCACACCGAAAGAAUUAGAGAUGUCUCUGCAAAGAGCAUUAACAAAUACCGAGUUAUUCUUCGAUCUUGCAAUUUUAAAAUAAGAAAUUUCAAUGCUGCGCUCAUCGAAAACAUUCGUUAAAUCUUUUCGCGUGAUCGAAUCGUAUACUUAUCCACUGUUUUCUGUACUGCACUCAACAUUUAAACUUGAUUUAAGGAAUUGUGUUAUGUGUAUAAGUACGUACCUCGUACCUAAUAUGUAAUUCAAUAUUAAUCGAAGAGAAAAAUUCAAAUUAAACAAUGGUUCUAGGUUUA
This is a messenger RNA of Planococcus citri (citrus mealybug), 999 nucleotides long. RefSeq lists its product as uncharacterized. The record is from RefSeq and is a predicted model, not a curated record. Lineage: Eukaryota; Metazoa; Arthropoda; Insecta; Hemiptera; Pseudococcidae. Gene Ontology annotation, molecular function: odorant binding. Bases 180 to 788 code for a protein of 202 amino acids. The transcript has 7 exons.